Messenger RNA from Neoarius graeffei (lesser salmon catfish), 3236 nucleotides. It is a transcript of the gene tmem168a, whose product is annotated as transmembrane protein 168a. The transcript has 5 exons. Bases 326 to 2374 code for a protein of 682 amino acids. Lineage: Eukaryota; Metazoa; Chordata; Actinopteri; Siluriformes; Ariidae. The record is from RefSeq and is a predicted model, not a curated record.
GUCAGGAGGAGUUUAAGCUAAUUUAGCUUCAGUUUCGCCAUAAAACAAACUGAAACUAGGCAGUGAGACUUAUUAAAUUACAAAUUAUAACCUGUGACAUUUGUAUGUAACAGUAGACCAGACAAAAAAAACAAACAAACACAGACUUUUGGAUUGUUUUCUUGGACUAAUAGUGUAAUGGGAUUCAGUAAUGCAGGAUGUGAGAAGUUGAUGAUGAGGAUUUCAUCAGAAAUUAAAGUGGUAGGCUGCUGGAUAUUGCUAUCUUCAACACGAGUGAAGGCUGACGAUUGAAGCCUGUGUAUCUGCCUUUCCAGAAGAAGACACGAUGACUGCUGAGGAGUCGGGCAGCGAGGACAUGUGGUCGUCCAUCCGCUGCCUGGGUUACCUGUCCAGCGUUAACCUGCUGGUGGCUGUGUGUCUGGGCAUGUAUGUACGAUGGGAACACACCUCCGAACCUACAAUCCUCGUCAUCUUUAUUCUAGGUCUUUUUGUCUUGGGCCUCUCCAGCAUCCUGUAUUAUUACUUCUCCAUGGAAUGGGCCAGUCUGAGCCUAUUCCACCUCUGGUUCGGCUUUCUGCAGGGUCUCCUGUGCUUCCUAAACAGCUCUACUCUGGAGAAUGAUGUGAAGGAGCAAGUGACGAACUACCUGCUACUGGCCAGUGUGGCCAUGCGCUCUCUGUGGGCACUGACGGACCGCCUGUGUGGCACCACCAGCUACCGGAGAGUCGUACUCACAUCAGCUGAGGCUCUCGAGCUCCUAGGUUUUGCCAUAGCCAGCACCACUAUGGUCCUCCACAAGUCAGCAGCAAUCAUCGCCCUUCUGGUUGCUCUAGGUGCCAUUAUUGUAGACCUACGCAUGAAGUCUCUCUUGGCUCUUCCUAAUCUCAUCUGCUUUUCUGUAAUCACCUCCAUCACCUUCUUCCAGGCUCUAAAGGUCCAGGCUAACCCAUUUGCACUGGGCUGUUACAUAGGACGGCUUAUUUGUGAACCCCUGCUAGAUGUGUACUUCAGCAGCCUUUCCGUGACCGAACGCUGGAUGCCCUUUUUGUCAGCAGGCAGACUGUGGCGAAGGCUCUCUCUCUUCCCGUUGAGCAUCGCGGAGCUGAUGUUCUUUGUGCUUUGUGCCCUGAAACUGGGACACCUUGAGUUCUGGUACCUCGUUAUCCCCGGAUUUUGUGUGUUCGGCCUCUUCUGGGUGCUUUGCCACAUGGUGUUGCUGGUCACGCUUUGGGGCUUCCACACCAAGCUGAGUGAAUCCCAGAAGGUUCGGGCUGCUCAGCGCUCCGACACACGCAGUCUAGACAGGAUCAUGGCCUCCAGGGGGGUGCGCCAUUUCUGUCUCAUCUCUGAACGUCUGCUGUUUUUCUGCCUGCUCUCAACUGUCAUCCUGGGGGCUGUGUCAUGGCAGCUCACUAACGCACUCUUCAUGAGCAUGUUCCUGGUGGUGCUCUCACUGGAGUCUCCAGUGCACGGGCUCUUCCAUGAGUUGGGAAACUGUCUGGGAGGGACCUGCGUGGGUUAUGCAGUGGUUAUUCCAACCAGUUACUGCAGUGUGGAUGGUCAGCCGGUUUUGCUUCCUCCAGAGCAGGUGCAGGAGAUGAACCUACGCUCCACUUCAACACUCAAUGCUGUCCAGCGUCUUUUCUCGCACCACCUAAUCCAGACAUUUGGCUGUGACUACUCCACCAGCAGACUGAGCCUGGACCAAAUCCAGACCAAACUGCGCUCUUUCCUGGAGCUGCGCACUGCCGAUGGUCCCCGGCACGACAACUACCUCAUCUACUACAGCGGACACACCUUGGCCACAGGAGAUUGGGCUCUUACAGGUGGGGAGUCUCUGCGUCUGGGGCAGAUACUUGAUUGGUGGAAGGAGCGCAACGUUGGUUUCUCCUCCCGCCUCAUCCUGGUGCUGGAUACAGAGAACUCUGGGCCAUGGGUGAAGGCUGUGCGGAAGGUGGAGGGGCUUUAUGUGGCUGUGCAGGGAGCUGAAAUGAAUUCAGUGAGGGAUGCCGAGAGCCAGGACUCCCCUCGCCUGGGAGAUUUCACCUCGGAGUGGGUGGAAUACAACUGUGAACCAGAAAGUGUUGUGCAGUGGGCGGAGCGAGGCCGUCUUCUCACAGCCAUAUACGGCGUAUCCAAAUGUUGGAGUGACUACAGGCUCCACCUACCGACUGGCAGUGAUGUGGAAAAGCACUGGAAGACCCACUUCCCCCGUGUCACUUACCCGCUGGUGGCUGUUGCUAACUGGUGCUGUGGGUUGAAUCUGUUGUGGCUGUGUGGUGCCUGCCUGCGCUGCUUCAGGAGGCUCAAACUGGGCUGGUUUCCUCCUGCUGUCCUCGACACAGGGCAGGGGAUCAAACUUGUUCGAUCAUAGAUCUGAACUAUGAUCUCUGCAACAUUUUGACAUGUGCCUUUUCUUCUUUUUGUUUAAAUACUCUUUUAUGUAGAUUUAAUUUUGGUUUCUGCGCCAGCUGUGGAGGUCAUUGUACACUAAUUCUGGUGUCUGCAUGCCCUUUACCCUUGCAAUAAUUUUUUUUUUUUUCCCCCCUGGACACACUAAUGAUAAAAUUCUGAUCCAGUGCUGGUAACUGAUCCACCAGCAACAUUGCUCAUAUCUAUGACCAAGAAAAUGAAUGUUAAUGAAACAGGCUUAGCAACUGAAAUGAUGUUAAGGAAAAAGAUCUCCGUUUUGCUCAGUUGACCUAAUAAGCUUUUAUGCACAUAGCGAUAAAUGUAUUCACUAAUUUGGAACAAAGCAAUUCAUUAUGUUCAUACUAAAUGUCAGUGAAGUUACAAUAUUGACUCUGUACUGUGUGGUUAUUUUAUACCAUUAUCAUAAUUUCUCCGAGUGCCAAACUUUAUUCUCCCAAGCUAGCUUUUUAAGUGCCUUUGAAUUUAUGCUUCCAUGUGAACACGUAAAAAGGUGGUUAUUUAAAGUUUUAAGUGCCUCUUUGACUGAGUAGUUGUGGACUCUAUGCUGUAGGAAACCUAUUUUUUAUUCAUGAAGCCUAUUUUGCGCCUCUGAUGACACAUUUAGCAACAUAGGAAUUGAGAUGUGAUUGGUUUGUGUCAUAGUGUGUAGCUCAGGCUGCCCAUCAGCUCUUAUUACGUUUGGUGGUGGGUGCAGGCUCUAACUCCGAGCCAGUGGGUUUUUAAUUAUACAGAAAUACACGUGCUUUGUACAGGUUUUGGUAUGUAUUCUCCUGUGAUAUGAAAUAAAUGUUUUAUGUAAAUAA